Molecule: messenger RNA, 2694 nt
Organism: Salvelinus fontinalis (brook trout)
Lineage: Eukaryota; Metazoa; Chordata; Actinopteri; Salmoniformes; Salmonidae
Product: CXXC-type zinc finger protein 5-like
Exons: 3
Coding region: 530-1381 (283 amino acids)
Cellular component (GO): nucleus
Molecular function (GO): zinc ion binding; methyl-CpG binding
Source: RefSeq, a predicted model, not a curated record
GAGAAGCUCCAAAAAUCGAUGAAAUGUGUUCGCAUGUUCUUCUCCGCGAGCGGGGAUGUAGGUGGAAUUGCUAGAAUCGAAAAGGUUGGAGAUCCCACACGCUCAGCUUCCGAGAAAGUACGUUUUACAAUAAUUUAUUAUUAUAUUUCCCUCUUGUUCUAUACAGGCGAGGACUAUAUUAAUUUAAUUGGUUUAGUGUAAGGUUUCUUUCCUUUAUUUAUUUUUUUACAUCAAGCUCUACGGUAGGCUUGGAGACGGACGGCUUGGACAGUGGGAGCCCUCCCCUCCACUCGGAACCGCUUUGGUAGUUUGUAGGUUGCCAGUGAAAGGAUGUGGAUGAGGGCUGAGGUUUAGAGCGAGAGCCAGGGCUCUAGGGCCUGCCUGUGGUUGGCUGGCCGAUUCGUCCACAGCAGGGAGGCGCCACCUCACCUGGGCUCAGAGCAGACUGUGAGAACCUACCGGCUCCCCCUCCUCUGCUCGCCCCCUGUCCCCCUCCCGCCCCGACCCCCAGCCCUGCACGUACUGGACCAUGUCUAGCGGACGGUCGGAAGGAAGCCGAGACCGGACAGCCGAGGCCCUGGAGCGGAACAGCUGCACGGAGGAUGUCCCUGUCAUUGAGCGCAGGAACCGCAGUGGCAUCAUCAGUGAGCCCCUGAGUAAGAGCCUUAAGAGGUCCCGCACCCUCUCCCAGUACACAGCAGCCUGCCCCACCAACACUAAUGGACACGCACACCACAAUGGAGAGGCCAAGAGCCACCCGGCCAAGCCCCAGCCGCCCCCACAGCCCCAGCCCACCGUCUCAGCGCUUGCGGCAGCCAAGCUGGACCGGACCCUGGAGCAGGUCUUGGAGGGACAGAACGGCCUCCUGCACUUUGCCCAGGCGGCGGAGCUGCUAAAGAGGGCUGGGAUGGAGCACAUGCUGCUGCCGGGGGGCAUGGGGAUGGGGAUGGGGGGUAGCGAUUCAGGCUCAGGGGCAAGCGACUUGGAGGGUGCGUCUGCUGUGGACUCUGUUGGCGGUGUUGCGGACUUCCCGUACGGUGUUGGAGGCGGCUUCCCGUUCAACCCGGGGCUGUUCAUCAUGACACCGGCAGGAGUGUUCUUGGCCGACAGCGCGCUGCACAUGGCCGGCCUGGCCGAGUACCCGGCGCAGAGCGAGCUGGCCUCGGCCAUCAACUCCGGCAAAAAGAAGCGGAAACGCUGCGGCAUGUGCCCGCCCUGCCGCCGGCGGAUUAACUGCGAGACGUGCAGCAGCUGCCGGAACCGCAAAACGGGCCACCAGAUCUGCAAGUUCCGCAAAUGUGAGGAGCUGAAAAAGAAACCGUCUGCCGCUCUGGAGAAGGUGAUGCUUCCUACAGGAGCAGCAUUCCGGUGGUUCCAGUAAGACUCUGACCCUCCUCCACCCUUAACCCUACCUACCCAAACCCAAAGCUCUGCGAUCAAGUGCAAUGCCAACUCUCGCUUGGAUUGUCUCGGCACGGACACUGGCUGACAAGCAAACAAACAACGAAAAUAUACAAAAGAACUAAACAGAAAUUAUACAAAAAUAACCAAUUGAGUAAUGGAUGCACCUGCUUAUUCCUUGAACCAAAAAUUUAACAUAAAGAAAAAUAUCUAUGGCAACUUUCAUUCCCUUUUCUAUGUUUCCAUUUUGGUACCUUUUGUCCUUUUUCCAGCAGGUUUUUUCUGUCUCUCAGACAUGGAACUGUUCAUUGCCAAACAGAAAUGACGGACUGAGUGUUGGACAAUCAACUCAUUUGUGUGUUUGGUGUUAACGUUGUUCACGUGUGGAAAGAUACAGUACUUGUGUAGAGAAUGUACAUUUACGGCUAUAUUUUAAAACCAGUGGCUAAUGGCAGGCACUAUUGUAAUUUUAGCACCAUUGUUCUUAAACUUAAACCCUUGUCUAUUUCAUGAUUUGUUUUGUUUUAAGAAUAUUGUUUUGAAACGGAUCAAUGGUUGUCUUUUAAAAGAAAAAGGAAAUAUUUCAAAAUGUAAAAAAAAUACUUAUCGAAAUGAAAUAGCAACUGUUAUCCCAACGGGCAGACGUCCAGGGGACUCUUUAGCAGGAUGAUGCUAUCCUCCAGAGAACCGGGAUCUCCCCAACCAACCAACCAACAAACCAACCGUGUUUUCCACGCUUGUAUUUCCAAGCUUUUUAUUUUGUGAAACUGGCAGCCUUACGUUCCUGUGGCCCAAACUAGUGUGUGUCAUGAGGAUCCCAACACAGAGGGCGACAGCACUAGGAGACAGCACUUCCAUUUGGAAUAGCACAGAGGGUGACAGCACUAGGAGACAGCACUUCCACUUGGAAUAGCUUAGCUCUGGGUCUACCCAUUUGAACGCACUGAAACAAGAUCUCUUUGUUUUUUUUCCCGUUUUUCUUUCUUUAUGUUGCUGGUAGCUACAUCUUUUGAAACAACAGCGAUGUUUGUAUUCAUUUAGAAAAUUGGACUGGUUUUGUGAAUAAAAACGAAUGCAUGUAUUUGUGUAAACAUUUACAGUUCUGAUGUUUGUUUACUUGUCUUUGCAUGUUUUUUUUCUAAAACAAUGACGGAAUUUAGAAAAUUCUGAAGUAUGAAAAUGUCCGGUAAUCUUAAACAUUUGUUCCCUUUUCAUAUCAUUGGAUAUAAUAAUAAAAUGGAUGGGGUGAGAAAUACAACUCAUUAAAGCAGAAUCAGGAAAUGGUGAGUUUCA